CUUGCCUCCCACCGUCUAUGCUACGCCGCGCUUGGAAGCCGGCAUUGGCAGCCACGGUCCCAGCUCUCGGCGGCGCGUACUGGUAUUAUUCCCGUGAACCCAAGGAGGAGACGUUCGACCUUUCUGUGCCCGUCAAGAGAAACGGCAGACGUGAAAGAACGACGAUGACGUUCCCGCUUCUUUCUCAAGACGCAACGGACGCGCGUAUACGGGGGAAUGCGACAGCGCAUACUAUUACGAGGCCUGGGAUUGUGUGGCAUCAUACCACCGCUUCGGUCGCGUCGAACGACCCCAUCGAGGAUGCCACCGCGCAUCAGGUCGUGCGCCGGGAUGAGGGAGACGGGGACCUUCUAUUUUUUGCUGUUAUGGACGGACAUGGGGGGUUUUGGACAUCACAACUGCUCUCUCGCGUUCUCAUUGACGCUAUUGCGCUGGAGCUCUCCUCCCUCGGCAAGACUGUAUCAGACACUUGGUUCGGCGGCGUGAAAAGUCUGUGGCGUCGGCCACAGAAUAAACAGGAUGAGGAUAUCAAUCUGGACGCGUCUUCCAGGGGUCUUCCGCCACCUGCGACACCCAUGUCGUCGCCCCUCCUGGUCGCACGAGCACUACAAAAGUCAUUCCUGUCUCUCGAUGCCGAGCUUCUUGCUGCACCGGUACGCGUGCUGGCUGCGGCGUUAGCAGAAGACCCCGACGCGAAAAAGGGCAAUGCGAGUUUGAAAAUCCCGGACCUGAGCAAACACCCCCUCGCGCUGCCCGCGAUGCUCCCGUCGCUGUCCGGCAGCUGUGCGCUGCUGACGAUGAUCGACACAGCCCACAAUAAUAUGUACGUCGCCUCUGCCGGAGACUGCCGGGCUGUUGCUGGCGUCUGGGAGCCGGAGCAAGGUAAAUGGCGCGUUGAGGUUCUGACAGAAGACCAGACGGGACGGAAUCCAUCAGAGGCUGAACGAAUGCGCAGAGAGCAUCCUGCCGACGAGGCUGGUGAUGUCAUCCGCAACGGUCGUGUGCUCGGUGGAUUGGAACCAACUCGCGCAUUCGGUGACGCGCGAUACAAAUGGUCGCGGACGCUGCAGGCUACAUUAUAUCGCGCGUUCCUCGAGGGUGGAGAUCAGCAGGCACGAGGCCCACCUACGUUGCUCAAGACGCCGCCUUAUGUGACUGCACGACCCGUCGUCACGCACCGAGUCUUGAACUUGCCAAAAUCAGACGGAGCGGUCACCAACGCUCCGGCUCUGCGGUUUAUCGUACUUGCGACCGACGGACUCUGGGACGAAUUGAGCUCAGAAGAUGUCGUGCGCCUAGUCGGCGGUCACAUCGGCGGCCUGCGAGGGAAUGUCCCGAAAGACUCGCUCUCGAACCUCGUCCCGACCGUCGCCGGGUCUGGCACUGUGCAAGGCAAGGAUGCAGACCACCGCCGAGCGCGGACCUCGGAAGCGUGGACUUUCGUCGACGACAACGCCUCAGCGCAUUUGAUCCGCAAUGCAUUCGGUGGGGCCGAUGCGAGGUCGGUGCGCGAGGUGCUCAGCAUCCCGUCUGGCCUUGCGCGAAGUUUCAGAGAUGAUGUUUCGGUGACGGUAGUCUGGUGGGAACAGGAGAAUGAGAGUAAAUACCAGGUCGCUACUCUCACAGUUCCACCUCCGGACGUCAAGGCCAAGCUUUGAGUAUCGCGGAUGAUCGAUGAUCUGUGAAGUGGAUUAUAUAACACAAGUUGAGAGUACACUACACAAGCAUGUAAAUCAAUACAGACACCUUGUAAGCAAACGACAAUGUUCCCGUUUAAAACAUAUACAGACUUGCAAUACACGACAUGCGAUGGACGAAAACAUUUCAAACCGGACUAGGCUCUAUCUGAGACUCAAGCUCGGGGCGACACGACAGCAGCACCGUGACUGCGCAGCGCAUAGCGGGGCGUAGAAGACGGGACAGGUGACGACGGGGGCGACGUCAUCGGGGUCAAGGAAGAAAGGGAGGACAGCCGCGACAGCGUUCUUGUCAACGAGGCGACUGCGUUCGGGUUGUGCAAUGGGGUGUUCGUCCGAGGAGGCUCUUCCAGGGGCGGGGUGUUUCCUUCUUGGGUUACAGUCGGAAGCUCAUCGCUCCCGGGCGGAUCAGUGAGCGAGAGCAUCGUGCCAUUCGGGGUGAUGGGAGGAGUGGGCACGUAACUUUCGUAAUCGGAGGGAUUGUUUGGGGUGUGCGGGGGCUGGUGCUGGGAAGAGGGAUGCCCUUGCGAGUGCUCUUGCGACUGCGGGGGCGGAGUGCCUUGCGACUGGGGCCAUUGUUCCUGCGACAACGGCUGCGAGAACACAUCGCACGCCGCGCGCAGAUCAGCUUCUUCGCCUGCAGUGAUCGAGUUCCCGCGCAGCAUGGAGAAUAGCGAGGAGUGGGAUGGGAUCGAGAGCGACGUGUCCGUGCGUCGGAGCUUGUUCGGUCGCUCGCCCGUGACGGGAUGGCUGUCCGGCGGUCGUGUGCGAGCAACCCCCAUGAUAAACCCAUAUCCGUGAUCCAACACCUCCGUUCCAUCGGGUCGUAAACGCUUCAACGCUCUAGGAUUCCGCCUGCUCGGGUGUUUGAUCGACUUCAGUGGAACCAGAGGGUUGUUGUAUGCCCAAUCGCGGACUUUGAUUCCCAUCGCUUCAAGGUCUGCAGGCGUCGGCUGAAGAUCAUCUUGUACGCGACGGAUAGGCGAGGGAGAUAUGCGUCUCGCGGCGGGGGACGAUUGGAAUGUUUUGCUGGAGGAAGCCUCUGCUUCCGGUGGUGGGAACGCCAUGGCGAGAAGACGGACAAGUAAGAAAGAGAUCGUGAUGGCGCUCGUGAGUGGGAUAGUGAAGUGAAAUGAGACUAUCAGCCGCGGACUUGGACCUUCUUAUACCCUCGUCCACAAUUG
Mycena citricolor is the source of this 2881-nucleotide messenger RNA. The record is from the annotation of a GenBank genome assembly. NCBI's taxonomy places the organism in Eukaryota, Fungi, Basidiomycota, Agaricomycetes, Agaricales, Mycenaceae.